AAGGUCAUCAAAAUCGAGAAAGGCGAUAAGGGUGAUCGAGGAGAGCGAGGUGAACCAGGUCCACAGGGACCAGUUGGACCAGCUGGACCACCUGGCGUGUGCAUGGCCGAAUGCCGUGACGGUCGCGAUGGAAUGCCCGGUCCACGAGGUGAACAAGGACCACAGGGACCACCUGGCCCACCAGGACCAGCUGGCCCACCAGGACAAGUAAUUCAGCAAGCUCCCGACGAGGCUGGCUAUCCGAUGCAAGCUAUUCCCGGCCCACCAGGACCUCCUGGACCACAAGGACCGCAAGGCCCGAUGGGACCACGUGGUGAUCCUGGAAUCGGCAUGCCUGGACCGCAAGGACCACCUGGUCGAUACAUGGGACUGACUCAGGAUGAUAUUGACCGAAUAGUCGAGGAUCCUCGAAUGAAGGUGAGUGACGAUAUUCAUAAUAUUUGCUAG
Anisakis simplex (herring worm) is the source of this 447-nucleotide messenger RNA. Lineage: Eukaryota; Metazoa; Nematoda; Chromadorea; Rhabditida; Anisakidae. The record is from the annotation of a GenBank genome assembly.